UAAAAUUGAUUCGUGUCUACCUGUAAAACAAGAUUUUGAUACCUGACCUAUUUGAUUAGCCAUUUGAAAAUGGAAUGCCUUAAGACCAAAAUUGACUCACUGAUUUUGUACUUAACACCUUGGCAGGCACUUAUCAGCUCGCACAUGGUUUCAUUUCUAACUCAGAACCUUUGGUCGAAACACAUUCCUCAAAGUAUAAGACAGGAAUUCGAAACACUCUGCCCAGUCGACUGCCAUGCAAUAUUUUACAGUGAUAGUAGAGUUGAAAAUAAAGAAAUUUAUAAAUUCAUCUCCGAAGCAGAAGAAAAGUCCAAAAACGAUUUCAUAAUGGGUGUGAACGAGUUAAAAGAUAAAAUUAAAACUUGGGGCUUCAACGAUUUCAAGAAGUUAGAGUGCGGGAUGCAGUUUAUGUCGAGUAAAAAAAACCAUGAAGUUGAAGUAAUGAGCGAGAUUGUCGCAGCAAUGGCUUCUGUAACUGAUUCAAAACUUAUCGUUGAUGUCGGCGAUGGUAAAGGGUACUUGAGCUCAAUACUGAACCUGGAGUAUGACAUAAACGUACUGGGUAUCGAUGCCUCUUCAGUGAACACCACAGGGGCUACGAAGCGUGUUCAAAAAAUGAAAAAGCAGUGGAAUGGUAUUAAAAAAAAUAUGAAAAUCAUCACAACUCAAAUGUGCUCAGAGGAAGAAAGGAAAAGUACAAGCCGUUACCACUGUCACACAAAAUACAUCGACAUCGAUACGGACAUCAAGAAGUUAGUCCUCGAUGAAUUUUCUCCUGACAUCACCUCAUCGUACGGCCUGGUCGGGCUCCACACGUGUGGAAAACUUUCGCCUGUUUGCCUUAAACAAUUUGCGAACAAUAGCAGUUGUUCGUUUUUAAUAAAUGUAGGCUGUUGUUAUCAUUUGUUGGACGAAGGGGAUUCCGGUGAUUUUCCAAUGAGUGAAUAUUUAAAAAAUGCCAAUUUUAAGUUGGGACGGAAUGCAAGAAUGUUAUCUUUGCAAGCCCCCGCUCGGAUAUCUUCAUCUAAAAAUAUAAAAACCGAGAGCGUUAUGUUUAGAGCUGUUCUUGAAAAACUGUUAAUGGAAAAAACUUCUUACACUGGCCAUCCUCAAGUGGAAAUCGGGAGAAUCAGUUCUAAAUGCAAGAACUUUGUUGAGUACAUUCGGAAAGCUAUAUCAAAAACUCCAUUUGAAAUAAAUAUGAGUGAUGAAGAAAUUAAUUAUUACUUGUCAUCGCAGUUACACUUGGAAUUAAGGCUGCAAUUUUAUUUUAUGGUCCGAGUGUUUCUCGCCCCCGUGAUUGAAAAAAUAAUCCUAUACGAUAGACUAUUAUACCUAAAAGAGCAGGGACUGGAAGAAUCUUAUUUAGUGGAGUUGUUUGAUCCUGUAAUUUCACCAAGAUGUUAUGGGAUAAUAGCAAAAAGGGUUAAUAAAAACAAAUCAUAAAAAUCUA
This is a messenger RNA of Cimex lectularius (bed bug), 1453 nucleotides long. RefSeq names its product methyltransferase-like protein 25. The record is from RefSeq and is a predicted model, not a curated record. Bases 70 to 1446 code for a protein of 458 amino acids. The transcript is spliced from 5 exons. Lineage: Eukaryota; Metazoa; Arthropoda; Insecta; Hemiptera; Cimicidae.